Molecule: messenger RNA, 1599 nt
Organism: Amborella trichopoda
Lineage: Eukaryota; Viridiplantae; Streptophyta; Magnoliopsida; Amborellales; Amborellaceae
Biological process (GO): regulation of DNA-templated transcription
Molecular function (GO): DNA-binding transcription factor activity
Source: RefSeq, a predicted model, not a curated record
UUUGAUUUAUUUUCUCCUACUUUUCUUUAAUUCCCCUGAUUUAAAUCUGUUUUAACUUUUUUUUUUUUAUAUAAAUUGGGGGAUCAGAAGACGAGGGAUCGUUACGUUUCCAUUCCAUCAAAACGAAUAUAUCGAAGUUGAACUGCAAAAUGGCCAAUUAUAGAGGGCUACCACACUUGUCAAAUUGGGCUUAUCAAGGAAGGCAAGCCCAUCAUCUUCCCCCCAAAAGCCCUACUCCAACCCAUUCCUCAGCCCCUGUGGAUUUUGUGUCACAUUCUUUAAUUGGUCCUCACGACCAUCCAAAACCAAUGGGAGGAUACAAGCAACACCAACGCACUUUGUCUGAGAGCUUUCUCAUAGAUGAGCAACCUCCAUGGCUUGACGACCUACUUAAUGAGCCUGACACACCUAUUAAGAGAGGAACACAUAGACGCUCGUCAAGUGACUCUUUUGCAUAUAACAAUUUUUCUAAUGUUGAUCAUAUGGGUCAUGAAGAGUCGAAGAAGGGAAAAUUAAAGCAAGUUCCUUCAUGGGGUUCUCUUGACUAUGAUCUGGUCAAUUCUGAUUCAUCGAGAAGGCCUUUUGUUAGUGGGGCAUGGAAUCCUUCCUACCAACGAAACGUCCCGCCUUUUAGAGAUGGGAAUAUGCCUGACAGCUCGGCAUCAUCCUGUGUUCAGCAAGAGGUGGUGGCACCAUCGGGUAUGGAGCGACAAGAGCCAGAAGGCUCAGGUGCUUGUGAUCAGAAAGGACACAUGGAGAAGAAGGAUGCAGACCCAAAACGAGCUAAGCAGCAAUUUGCACAACGUUCUCGGGUUAGGAAGCUUCAGUACAUUGCUGAACUGGAGAGAAAUGUUAAUGCUUUACAGGUUGAAGGAUCAGAAGCUGCAUCAGAGCUAGAAUUUUGUAACCAGCAACAUCUGAUAUUGAUAUUGGAGAAUAAAGCUUUGAAGCGAAGACUGGAUAGCUUGGCUCAGGAGCAACUCCUAAAGUGUUUGGAGCAAGAAGUAUUGGAGAGAGAGAUUCAACGGUUACGCUCAAUACUUUAUAAGCAGCAGAAAAUGCGAGAGGAUCUUGAUUCUCAGUUUGGCAAUCUCUCUCUGAACCGUCAAGAUGCAAGCUCUGGUCGGGACUCUGUUGGUGGGCCUCUCUGUAUAUGAAUCCAGUUGAGGGACUUGCGGCUGCCUCAUGGCAUUGUAGAUAGAGAGAGCAUGGUCCAAUCCCUCAUAUUCUAAUUGAUAAAUUACUAAAAUCUCCAUUUUCGGAGGGUUUUUAUCUUGGGUAUUCGCAAUUAAUGAGGCCCGAGUUUGUAUUACUGUGUUUUCCUUGCAAUUAUAAUGGGAAUGGUUGGCUUUCUGGAUAUUAAAGUUUGCUGACAGGGUCAAAGGGGCAAAGCUAAUUAUGUACCAUACUUCCAGCCUCGUUCUUCUACCAAUUUUAGAAAAUAGGUUCAAGAAGUUGACUAUUGCUUUAAAAAUGCAAGCUCUAUACAUAUUCGUUAUGUCUUGAUUAGUUUAUAUUGGUUAUGCUUAUAAAUUUUUUGUGACACUCUAAUGUACCACGGAUUCUAUAAUAUCGGUAAUUAUUGGGUUUCUUGAUUAA